AUUUUCUUUAUCUCUCUAUUAAUUUGCAUGUCUAUUGUUUUUCAAUCUUUAAUUUUUCUUUCUAGGGUUUUUCUACUGUUUACUUUUAAGAAAAAUCAGUUUAUUUCUUGCAAGAAUCUUACAAUUGAAUGGAUUAUGGAUGUUGUUAAUUCGUAGUUAGCAUUCUUUAAUGGUGGAGUUACCUUUCUUUAAUUGAAGUUGAAAUAAGUUAGCUGGUGUUUUGCUUUGAUUUCCUUUCAAAAUUACAAUUAUACAUACUCCGUUCCCUUUUUAUAAAGUGAUUAUUUGCCUGGAAGGAAAUUUAGGCCCGGACAUGCCUAGAAUCUAGAUUAUGCCCCGAGUCAUUUGAAUUAUAACUAAAUUGUGUAACAUACCACGGCAGAAUGACUGUCAGGUAGGUUCUGCACACUACGUAGAGAUGAGUGUUCAUCCCACUCUAUACUAAUAUCUUUGGUUCACCACUUAUUCUUCCAUUAUCUCUACCCUUAUCGCUGUAAAUUACUCUGCUAUAUUACUUCUAGGAUUGUUAGGGGAAGAUGAUCCAGAUGAUGAAUGGCUUUAUUUAGCAGAGGGAAAAAAUGGAUAUUCAUUUAUGGGUUAAUAUAUUCAUACCCUGGCUAGGUAUAUUUUAGUACUCUUUCGUUUUCAUUUGAUGUUGCCAAGGAGUGUUCUUUGUAAGGAGAGAGAAACUUUCUAUAUUAUGAAAUGCACUUAAGAUAUUUAAUAUUGAACACAUGCUUUGCAAACUGUGCAAAAAACAAAUGAGAUCAUCAAAUGGGAAAAGAGUGAGUAUUAAACUGCAUAAUUUUGUCAGAAAUUUCUAACUUGCAACCAUUUGGGCAAUGCAUUUAAUGUUUAUCAAUAUUUAUUGUAGAAAUAUAUCAUAACCCUUCAUUUAAAAAAUAUUUGGUUUAUGUGUUAUUGUCACAUCUAGCAGUUUCUUAUGCAGAUUAUAAUAUUACAGAAUAGUUAGAAUGAGUUAUUUUUAUGAGUUUAGAGUUGACUAAGGAUGUACAUAGUGGAUGUGCAUUAUUUUCCUAUGGUUUUAGGAGGUAGUUUGAUGGACAUAGCGCUUAGUCAUUUGGUAUAUGUGGGAUAUGAGAAACCCCAGUCAGAAAUCCUUGCCAAAUUCAACCAUUGAAUAAAAAAUAGCAAUCAUGUUCAUAUUGCGUAAAUACUUGAAAUUUCAACAUCAGAUGCUUCCUAAUAGAAGUAAUUUGUUGAUUUGAAAAUUGAGAGUUUUGUUUUUGUUCUUUUAUCUUAGCUUAGAAGUAUUAUCUUGAAAUAUUCAAUUUAUAAACUGUGUUUUUAAUUGUACUUCUUUUAUAGUCUGUUUAUUUAAAAUCUAUUCUGUUUUUUUUUCUUUCCAAUGAAGAUUUGAACAUAAAUCAAUUGUGCUACUAUAGAAAGGAAAGCCUGAUUACUAGUAUUCCUAGUGCGAAUUUGAGGCAUUGGAUGGACAAAAUUAUUCAUUUCUUCUCUUACCUUGUCCUAAAAAACGUUUCUAUUUUUGUGAGAUGCUAGACUGUAUGCACAUGCAAUACAUUGAGAACACAUAAUGUUACCUAGAUUCAAUGAAUUAUCUGCCGGCAUGGAGUACCUUUGCUUAGUGAGCAAUUGUUUUGACUUUUGAUUAAUUUUAUGCCUAAAUAAGAGUCAACUGGUGUGGCUAUUCUUAGCUGUUUGCGUAUGAACAACCCAUUUUCAUUGAUCCAACAUGAGACGACUAAGUCAGGUCAAUCAGAAAUUUUUUCAAUUUGUUUUUGAUCAAACCUGUUUGCCGUUUGGACUUUUACUUGCAUCAUUUAUUAUGAUUUUCCGGUAAUGUUUGUUAAUAUUUGAUAUCGAGUUGGAAAAUUGGAAUAUCCUCUCACCUUGCAUGAAAUACCGAAACUACCAAAAUUCUUGGUGCUUUAUCGUUCAUGUCAGUGUAUAAUGAUUAAUGAUGUUAUCAGAUAUUAACAUAUAACUCCUCAUUUGUUUAAUCAUACUUUUAAACUUUUGGCCAAGAAAACAUUUUUUUGUUUUGGAUUAUAAUGAACUAUUCUAAAAUGAUUGAUUAGAUCAUGCACAUUUCGUAUUUAAGUGAAUUUUGAAUAUCAUGAUUGCAAUUAAGAGUCAACAAAAACAGUUUCUUUGCUACCACCUAGGUACAGUAACAAUUGUGGAGUAAGGUGAGAGUCACUUGAUGACAUUGGGUUAAUGCCAUGUUGUUGUAUACUUUAACUCUUUUACUAAUCAAAUUUAAUUGUUUACAUAAUAACUAGAACUGAAGUAUGAUCAAGUAAUCAUGCCUUUGGAGUUUUGAGGUUGAGGAUUGGUUGGACGCAAAAUUUUUUUCACCCUUGUCCCUUAGAAUGGUUAGAUGUGGCUUUGCAAAAUUGCACCUUAUUAGAGUGUAUGGAAAGGGUUAAAGGAAAAGUUGCAAUACAGGACUAGAAGUGCACAAGCUUUAUCAGUUUCCUGGUCGAAUGUAGUUUUAUCUAAAUAUCCCCCUAGAUAUUGGGACAAAAAUUGAGUUAGCAAUCUAAAAGUACAUAUAGUACUGUAUUUGCCAACUAUUUAGAAAGUUCCUCUACCAAUAAAUUAGAAGGUUUGUCAUGGUAAUAGCAAAUCUUAGUCAUGGUCUGUUUUCAAGGUCAUUAUCCGUUCUUUAUUUCAGAAUCAGGGAGAGUUAUCAUUUGUGUAUCAGUAAUCGUUAACUGACUAUUUCAUGCUGCCCUUGAUGCUGGGUAGCAUGUGGUUGGUCCUGAACUUAAAUUAGUUCCAGGUAUCUUUGGUGGAAGAGUUAUCCGUUUUUGCUUAUGUAGCUUGGGGACAAAAGUGGCAAAUUGCUGUGUCAUUCAGCCUGUUCUUAUCCAUUCAGCUUGAUUAGGACAAAGUGGUCCCUGGAGAUUAUUCUCCAUCACAUAACAUAAUUGAAUACUAUCAUAUUUGAUAUUUCUCAUCUUAUCUGCUUUGUGUCUUUGGAUUAGCUUUAUUUGGACUUUUAGUUCCCUUGAACAAAAUCCAGCUAGGUUAUGCCCUUUUGGGCCCUCUGAUGUUUCUUCCUGAUUUCACUGCGUAAAUGAUUGAAGUGUGUCAUACAUGCACUUAUGUGCUCUUGCAAGUGGUUGCAUUUUCUAUUUAUUUUCAUCUAACAUCUUCUUAUAAGAUCGAGUGUUAAUGUGCAAGAUAUUUUCUUUCAUUCUCUUAUUGUCAAAAGUCAUAUAUAGAGCUGAGUGAAAUAAUAUAAUUGUUAUCAACGCUCUCUCACGUAGGUAACUGGUAGCGCGAUUGUUAGCUGAAGGAAGCUACGGAAUCCAUGGCAGUCGAACAGCAGUUUACUCCAAAAUGUAAAUCUGAUAUAGCUGCUCCAAAAGAAGCCGACAAUAUGAAUGGCUCUUUUGAGUGCAAUAUCUGCCUAGACUUUGCAAAUGAGCCCGUAGUCACCCUUUGUGGGCACCUCUACUGCUGGCCGUGCAUCUAUAAGUGGUUUCUAGUGCAGAGUGCCUCUCUUCCCUCAGAUGAGUUUCCACAAUGCCCAGUUUGCAAGGCCGAAAUUUCUCACACAACUGUGGUCCCACUAUAUGGCAGAGGUCAAUCCCCGAACAACUCUGAGCAUGAGGCGAAAGACUCCACCCAGGGUGUGGGCACACCUCCGAGACCGCCAGCUUGUGGGACCCGUGCAUUAUUGAAUGCUGCAUCUCAGCCUAACCACCAGCUUCCAUACCGAAAUCCUUAUCAACCACCCUAUGUUCACUCUUACACCCCACCUGAAGAACGAAUCACUUCCUCCUCAUCCUUCAAUCAAACAAGUGCUGUUAUGUUUGGGGAGAUGGUCUAUGCUAGAGUGUUCGGAAACUCGCAGAGAUUGUAUAAUUAUCCUAAUUCCUAUACUACAGUCGGGGACAGUAGCACAAGGUUAAGAAGACAAGAGAUGCAGAACGACAAAUCGUUGAGCAGAGUUUCGUUUUUCCUUGUAUGUUGCGUUAUUCUUUGCCUUUUCUUUUUCUGAUUGUAUCUACACUUCUGGGGUACCAGAUCCUUAUUUGUACCUUCUUGUAUAGCUCGAAAAGGGUCAGUAGGAUUACAAAGUUGACGCAUCUACUAGAAAUAUCUUCGAUGUUCGUGAUUGUGAAUUCAGAAAAAUUUUCUGGUGAUCCAGUUUUCAGUCAUUUAGAUCUAUCUACAGUUAUGUGAUCACUUUCAGUCAAUUAGCCAAAUUUUACGAUUAAACUUGUACCCAAUUCGAAAACAACUACGUUAUUUUUAUAUUAUACACUAACAUUCUUAUUUUUUACACAAUUUAUUUAUAUCAGAUCUUCAACACUUGAAGAUAAAUAUAGCAUUUAUACAUUUUAUUUCUGAAAUGUGACUAUAAAUAUAGAUUAGUUGAGUCUAACACUCGUAUAUAUGCUUAAAUCAGAUAAGUUUUCGAGAACGCUUUAUGCUUCACAGGUGAUUUGUUGGGUUCAACUUCACAGACCACAAAACCACCAUACUUCUCAGCUGCCUCGAAACAGUCGAUAACACUCGAAAUUCUUUGAGGAUGAGCUUUAAACUGGUGAAGAUCAUCUGGCGCUUUUGAUCCGUUUCGACGCUUUACUUCCUCUACCAUCAUGAUAAACUCUUUUCUGACGCUUUUUGAAAGAUGAUUGUUGCUGCUAGAAAGCGUCAUUUUCUAUUGUUGGUUUCUUACCAAAUUUGUAUAUUUUGAGUUUGGGUUUGUGUAAUUGUGUUUAAUGUUUAUAUGUUC
Molecule: messenger RNA, 4738 nt
Organism: Amaranthus tricolor (Joseph's coat)
Lineage: Eukaryota; Viridiplantae; Streptophyta; Magnoliopsida; Caryophyllales; Amaranthaceae
Product: E3 ubiquitin-protein ligase RMA1H1-like
Exons: 2
Coding region: 3305-3997 (230 amino acids)
Biological process (GO): ubiquitin-dependent protein catabolic process
Cellular component (GO): endoplasmic reticulum
Molecular function (GO): metal ion binding; ubiquitin protein ligase activity; ubiquitin-like protein conjugating enzyme binding
Source: RefSeq, a predicted model, not a curated record